This is a messenger RNA of Vicia faba (fava bean), 546 nucleotides long. Lineage: Eukaryota; Viridiplantae; Streptophyta; Magnoliopsida; Fabales; Fabaceae. The record is from the annotation of a GenBank genome assembly.
AUGGGAAAACCAUCAAUUCAGACAACUCCCAAGACUUUUGUAGAAGAAAUGAGAAUAAAAACAUUUGUUUUGUUACAAGAAUCCUUGGCCCAGAUUUGUAACAACCAAAUUAUCCAUAAUGGAAUCUCCACUGAAUGGGAUUUUGUUCAUAAUAACUACAAACCAUGUCAAAACAUGUUUGAAGACUGCCCUGAAAAUCAGGAGGGUGAAUGCUAUUGUAAAUUAGAUUAUGCCAUUAGGAAGGCAAGAAUCUCCUUACCAACUUUUAAACCCUUCAAAUUUAGAGAUUACCCUUUAACAUUAACCAAUUUGCUUAAACAUGGACUGGUAAGUAUAAUUAAUGUUCCACCAUUGUAUGACUUCACUCCAUAUUUACCAGCAUUCUUAGCUGAUACAUUAGAAACCAUAAUUUCAGAAUUUUCACAAAGUGUAAAACUAGAAAUAACAUCAUUAUAUAUAGAUUUUCCCAAUAAUUGUCCAAGUUAUCAUUUAAUUUGGUUAUAUUUCAAGAAUAUGGAUAUUGAAUUUAAAGAAUUCCAAGUGUAA